CGUCAAUCCAAAAGGGACACAGAACGCACGCUGUUGUUAUCUCUUUCGUAGAAGCCAUUUUUUGCAUUUCAUAGUUUUCAUCUCACGGCCCUACAUAGUGUGCAGAUGUUGGUUAACUUCCGCGAAUACAUAUGUAAAACCUAGAGCAAGACAUCGAUCCCUUGUCGAGUUGUGACUAUGGACGGAUGUUGAGUUGGUGUUCAGGGACAGAGUCGAUAACAAAAUCGAUGGGGAACAAUGUAACGGCGUUCUAAAGAUCACACAACAAGGAUACCGUACCUAAAACAGACCCGAUACCAUAACACAUGGCCCUGCGUGAUUUUAGAUAAGCCUGCAGCAAGUUGUCACUCAUACAAUACCCUAUCCAUAUCGCCAACAACAGCCUUAAAAACGAGAAUUCCAAAUGUUUUAGAUUCAUAAGUCGGGUUCCGUCUCUGUAAAACAUGGGGUGCGGGUCAAGUGCGAACUCGGUUCAAGCCACGCCAGCACUGGUCAUCGUAGGGGGAGAGGAACAGAUUGGAGAAGACUGGACACGGUCCACCAAGAUAGAGGUUUACAGGUUGCUGGGCUGCACGUUUUUGAAAUCGUUUGAUCUUCCCGGCAAGAACGGACAUAAUUUGAUUGGUGGCUACUCGGUAUCUGGACAUAGCAGCAAGCCGCUGAUUUUUAUAACAGGAGGCUACUAUAAAGAAGACAAGGAACCAACACAGGAAUUCUGGAAGAUAAAUCUCUCCCAGUCUCCAAAUGAAAGCUACAUGGAACAGCUGCCAGACAUGCCUGUGGCCAUGAAGGAUCACAAGUCCUGUAUUCUGACUUCUGACAACGAGGCAUUCCUUUACAUAGUCGGCAACAAAAAUAUCAGUCUACGAUUCAAUUUUUCCAGCGAAACCUGGGAGCAUCUUCCCAAGUUACCCGAGGAAAUGGCAAUCAUACAAGGUCUCCAUUAUGUAGCAGGCAUAUUGUACUGUAUGGGUGGCGGCUCCAUGUACUCCCACAAGCCAUCAGAGGGGAUAAAGGGAUCAUGGAACAUGUGCAUAGAUGAUAACAGUUUCCCACAUGGACUUACAGCAGAUGCUGCAGGAAAAAUAUACACUUUUGCAACUGGAAAAUCUCUCCACGAGUUUGAGCCCCAGUCUCGACUUCUCUCCAAAGUCUGCGAUAUUAAUCCACUGGACAUACAGGGUCAUGGGGCAAUGGUGGGAUUUGGGGACAGGACCAAUUCAUAUCUGUAUUUUACUGGAGAACAUAAAAAGGACACAAAAGUGGAUGUGAACAGGGUGAUAGAGUUUGAUUUAGAAAUGCAUAGAGCUGUUGUUGCCGGGUACCUUAAACAUAAGAACCAUGGCCAUAUUGGGCUAAUUGUUCUUAUGUAGACAACUCCUCGUUUUAUACAAGAGGAUUGUGACUAAGCUUGAGAAAAUUGUUGUAUUUUGCCAACAUGUUUAAGAACCUUUGUGAAAAGGGUUUCAUACUUCAGAAGCUGAAUGGAACUAGAAAAACUUUCUUCUGAACACAAAUAGAUAGUAUUACACGGAUUGAAGUUUUUUCUUUAACUUUUUAUAAAUGGAUGUCA
Messenger RNA from Lingula anatina, 1573 nucleotides. RefSeq lists its product as uncharacterized. Gene Ontology annotation, molecular function: protein binding. The record is from RefSeq and is a predicted model, not a curated record. NCBI's taxonomy places the organism in Eukaryota, Metazoa, Brachiopoda, Lingulata, Lingulida, Lingulidae.